AUGGUAUUCAAGUCAUUCUAUAUAGAAAAGGGAGAAGAACAAGGUGAGAAGAACAAGGCUUUUGGGGAAAAGAAACAAAUUGCAAGGGCUACUUGAAGUGUUGGAACACCUUCAGCAGCCAAAAGAUAAAAAUAAUGACGAUUUUAAAGGGUAUAAUAGAUUUGAUGUUGCCUGUGAAAUCUUUUUUGGGCAUCAAACAGGCCAUGUGGAUAAAACGACGUUUAGAGACGUGCUUCUACACCCUGAACAUGGUCUAUCUGUGUAUAUUGUAGAUGUGCCCAUUUCUACCCAUUGUACAAGCAAGUUCAUCAUCCUUAAAUCUCAAACCUUUGACUUUCCUAAUUUCUUGGACCAGAUUCGGAAAGAUAAGAAAGAGGAGGCUGACACUUCAGCUACGCACCACAGGUUGUUGAUGGGAAAGCACGAACUGAUGUCUAUAAUUAACACUAUGGACACGGAAUGGGACAAAACAUGUGCUAAAGUAUUGGGUGGUGCAAAUAAAUCCAUAGAAGAGAUUACUAGAUUAGAGCUCUUGGAUUUGAUCCAGCAUGAUACAAUGCUCACAUCUGUCAAGCAUGUAAAAUCAGUAAAUUUGGUCUCAGACCUCAGAUUAGACGAAGCGCAAAUCAAGGAAUUCAAGAUGGCGACAGCAAAGCGUGCUAGGCAUGAGAAAGGAUUUUAUAGAAGCGUAGAGCGUGGUACAGCAAUAAAAGCGGAGCGAAUACGGCCAAAACAAGAAAAAGUUAAGAAGGACAAGCUGUAUCCUAUUGAAGUAAGUACAUGUCCUAAUUUCGUUUACAGUGAAGUUUCGUUGCAUUCUCAUCUGAAUAUAAAUAUCCACAUUUCCUAAAUACUAUAUUAACUUGUUUUUAUAGAUUAUUGACAGAGACAAGUGUUCCAAUAAAGUAAAAAUCCAUUACACUGGAUACUCUAGUGAGUUUGAUGAGUGGAGAGAUGCUACUGAAGUAUCUAAUGGCGAACAAUCUAGGAAGUUUGGCCGUUUAACACAACGCUUUGAGCCAAGUGUUAACUCUGCCAGAUAG
Molecule: messenger RNA, 1043 nt
Organism: Paramuricea clavata
Lineage: Eukaryota; Metazoa; Cnidaria; Anthozoa; Malacalcyonacea; Plexauridae
Source: the annotation of a GenBank genome assembly